Camellia sinensis is the source of this 1559-nucleotide messenger RNA. It is a transcript of the gene DET3, whose product is annotated as vacuolar ATP synthase subunit C (VATC) / V-ATPase C subunit / vacuolar proton pump C subunit (DET3). Gene Ontology annotation, biological process: proton transmembrane transport. Lineage: Eukaryota; Viridiplantae; Streptophyta; Magnoliopsida; Ericales; Theaceae. Gene Ontology annotation, cellular component: vacuolar proton-transporting V-type ATPase, V1 domain. The record is from RefSeq and is a predicted model, not a curated record. Gene Ontology annotation, molecular function: proton-transporting ATPase activity, rotational mechanism.
UCACCGUCCAUUGCUCAUCACUCUCUGUUAACAUUUAUCAAAUCAUCAAUUAUAUUUCUAUAAAAACCUAAAUUCGAAGUUCCGAAAACGCAUCAACAAUGGCGUCCAGGUAUUGGGUGGCGUCUCUCCCCGUUCCCAACUCUGCUUCUUCUCUCUGGAGUCGCUUGCAAGAAUCGAUCUCCAAGCAAGCCUUCGAUACUCAUCUCUACAGGUUCAAUAUUCCAAAUCUUCGUGUUGGAACCUUGGAUUCGCUCUUAGCUCUCAGCGAUGACCUUUUGAAGUCGAAUUCGUUCAUCGAAGGAGUGUCGCACAAGAUACGGCGUCAGAUAGAGGAGAUGGAGAGGGUUUCGGGCGUGGUCAGUAGUUCAUUGACGGUUGAUGGCGUUCCUGUUGAUUCAUAUCUGACUAGAUUUGUGUGGGAUGAGGCCAAGUACCCAACUAUGUCGCCUCUCAAAGAGAUCGUUGAUGGAAUUCAUGUUCAGAUCGCCAAGAUUGAAGACGAUUUUAAGGUUCGUGUUGCUGAGUAUAACAAUGUGCGCAGUCAACUUAAUGCCAUAAAUAGAAAGCAGAGUGGGAGCUUGGCUGUUCGUGAUCUGUCCAAUUUAGUGAAGCCACAAGAUAUCAUUGCGUCAGAACAUUUAGCAACCCUCCUUGCUGUUGUUCCUAAAUAUUCACAGAAGGAUUGGUUGUCAAGCUAUGAGACACUCACCGCAUAUGUGGUACCCAGAUCUUCCAAGAAACUAUUUGAGGACAAUGAAUAUGCUCUUUACACUGUAACACUGUUCAUUCGUGAUGCUGACAACUUUAGAACUAAAGCGCGCGAUAGAGGUUUUCAAAUUCGUGAUUUUGAAUAUAAUCUAGAAACACAAGAAGGUCGGAAGCAGGAGCUAGAAAAGCUGAUGCAAGAUCAAGAAACACUCAGAAGCUCUCUUUUGCAAUGGUGCUAUGCCAGUUAUGGGGAGGUUUUCAGUUCGUGGAUGCACUUCUGUGCAGUACGUUUAUUUGCGGAGAGCAUUCUGAGAUAUGGCCUGCCACCAUCUUUCUUGUCAGUUGUAUUGGCACCUUCUGUGAAAAGUGAGAAGAAAGUACGUGCCAUCCUAGAGCAACUGUGUGACAGUGGAAACAGUGCAUUCUGGAAAUCUGAAGACGAUGGAGGGGUGGGUGGUCUUGGAGGCGAUGCUGAUGCUCAUCCUUAUGUCUCCUUCACCAUAAAUCUCAUUUGAGGUAAUAUUCCAAUGUCACUAUCCAAAUACCUAGUUGGAUCACAUCAGUCUGCUAUAAUAAGAACAUAUAUGGAGACUGUAUAAUAGGAGAACUAAUCAUUCUUUUGUGCUUAAUUUAAUGUAAUUGCCUGUGGGAUUUCGCUUUGAAAGAUUAAUGUUGUUUCCUUUCCUUUCAAAAAAAGAAAAAAGAAAAGAAAAGAAUUGUUCUUGGAGUUUUAAUUUAUGUAUGUGUAGAAGCAUUUUGAGUUGAAUAAAAGAGUUUGUUUGUAAGGUUCAAACAUUGGAGUGUGGGAGAGUAAUUGUUAUAAUUAGCAGAAUUUAUUGCUGUUUGGCGUA